Molecule: messenger RNA, 792 nt
Organism: Kluyveromyces lactis
Lineage: Eukaryota; Fungi; Ascomycota; Saccharomycetes; Saccharomycetales; Saccharomycetaceae
Gene: MET8
Product: bifunctional precorrin-2 dehydrogenase/sirohydrochlorin ferrochelatase MET8
Exons: 1
Coding region: 1-792 (263 amino acids)
Biological process (GO): siroheme biosynthetic process
Molecular function (GO): precorrin-2 dehydrogenase activity; protoporphyrin ferrochelatase activity
Source: RefSeq, a predicted model, not a curated record
AUGCUCCAAUUGAGCCAUAAACUAGACGGAAGACAUAUCUUGUUAGUGGGAUGCGGUGAAGUAGGAUAUACCAGAGUGUUGAAACUUUUACCGACAGGAUGUAAACUAACAAUUAUAUCCCCAGAAAUCCAUCCCAAAUUAACAGAUCUAGUCAAUAACGAUCAAUAUCAACCAGGCCAGAUCUACAAGUAUUUGGCGAGGAACUUUGAAGAAGAUGAUUUGGUGAUGUACGGUAACAAUCAAGUAAGUAAAGUUGAAGAUUUGAAUAAACCGCUAGGAUUUCAUAUGGUUUUCACUUGUCUUCCGGAUCUAAAAUUGAGCACUCGUAUUUACCAGUUGACAAAAUUGAAACUUGGCAUGGGUACUUUAUGCAACGUUGCAGACCAACCACCAUUAUGUGAUUUUUAUUUUGGAGCAAAUCUCAGGCUAGGAGAUGAAAAUUUCGGUCUAUCAAUUAUGAUCAGCAGUGAGGGAAUGUCUCCCAGGUUCACGGCUUUAUUCAAGAAAGAAUUAUUGUCAAGGUACGGUGAUUAUCCAAUUAAAGAAUGUGUGGGGAAACUAAGUGAGGUUAGGGAAAGGGUAAGAACGACAUCAGAGAAAUAUUUAGACCAGUUCGAUAAUGAUAAUGCUCAGUUAAUUAAAUUCCGCAUGGAAUGGCUAAAGGCAUUAACGGAUAAGAUGGGAAUAGAGUGUUACAAACUCGAUACAGAUAAAGUGAUAAAGCUUUUUGAAGAUAUGAUUAAGACUAAGAGGUUUGAGUUGAAAGACGUUCCAGAAAACUCAAUAAUGUGA